GAAGGUUUUGGUACGUGAAGCCUUCCGCGACUUUGAACAUUGAUCGACAUGGAUUCCAAAUCGGGGCGGAGCACUGUUUUGGCGAUUACGGACGAUGCAAGUUACGCCGUUACUUCGCUAAAUACAAUUUGGGAUUCUGAGAAAGAAGACCCCAAACGCUUCGACCCUCUAAUUGUCAUGCAAGCUUCUUCUUUAGCUCGGUUGCCACUAGAUUCAUCGUAUGUCAACUUGGUCAUUUACAUCGCUCGGUCAGCUGAAUUUCCUGUUGAUGAGUUGUAUGCUGAAACCUUUAGAGUUUUGGUGCCUGGUGGAGUGUUGGUGGUUUAUGGGAGUUCGCAGUCUGGGACAAAUGAGGAAGAUAGGGUAAUGUCUGCUAUUGAGCGCAGGUUACUAUUGGCAGGGUUUUCAGAAGGAAAUCGUUUUUACCUAAAAUCAGGUGCUCAGUCUUUUGGGGUUAAGGCUAAGAAGCUGUCUUGGAAGAUUGGAUCUUCUUUUGCUAUUAAAAAGAAGAUGGUGAAAAAUCCAUUGAAAAUUGAGAUGGAUGAUGAUUCAGAUCUCAUUGACGAAGAUUCCCUAUUAACUGAAGAGGAUUUGAAGAAACCACAAUUACCACCUGUUGGUGAUUGCGAAGUAGGAACCACAAGGAAAGCCUGCAAGAACUGCACAUGCGGAAGGGCAGAACAAGAGGAGAAAGUGCAGAAGCUGGAACUGAAUAUGGAUCAAUUGAACAAUCCUCAAUCAGCUUGUGGCAAUUGUGGACUAGGUGAUGCAUUCCGUUGCAGUACAUGCCCGUAUAAGGGUCUUCCACCAUUCAAGCUGGGUGAGAAGGUAUCUCUAUCAGGGAACUUUCUUACAGCAGACAUAUGAAUUCAAAGAUAUGGUUUUGGGGCCGAAACUAAAGGGGUUUUAGAUACUUAAAACAGCCUUGUUGAGUUCUUUUCAUUGUGUUUUGUCCGUUGUUUAUCCACUGGUUUACAAUUUAGGUGACGAAAUCUAGUUGUAUGUGGAC
This is a messenger RNA of Hibiscus syriacus, 1009 nucleotides long. RefSeq names its product anamorsin homolog. The coding region runs from base 49 to 867 and encodes 272 amino acids. Gene Ontology annotation, biological process: iron-sulfur cluster assembly. Gene Ontology annotation, molecular function: iron-sulfur cluster binding. Gene Ontology annotation, cellular component: cytoplasm. Lineage: Eukaryota; Viridiplantae; Streptophyta; Magnoliopsida; Malvales; Malvaceae. The record is from RefSeq and is a predicted model, not a curated record. The transcript is spliced from 9 exons.